GGCGCAUGCGCAUCGCUCAGCUAGUAAAUUGGCGACGUGUACCGGUGCGGCUGUGAAGCCAGGCAUCUCACCUCUACUGGGGGAAAACAACUGCCUGAAAACCAUUAAAAGUCCAACACAGCGGAACCAUGGGAGGCUCGCAAAGUGUGGAGAUACCGGGAGGAGGCUCAGAGGGCUACCAUGUUCUCCGGGUUCAGGAGAACUCGCCGGGCCACCGGGCAGGGCUGGAGCCUUUCUUUGACUUCAUUGUUUCUAUCAAUAACACCAGACUGAACAAGGACAACGACACCUUGAAGGACUUAUUGAAAGCCAGUGUUGAGAAGCCGGUGAGGAUGCUGGUGUAUUCCUCUAAGACCCUGGAGCUGAGGGAGUCCACUGUCACCCCAAGCAACCUGUGGGGGGGUCAGGGUUUGCUUGGCGUCUCCAUUCGCUUCUGCAGCUUUGAGGGAGCCAAUGAGAAUGUUUGGCACGUGCUGGAGGUGGAGCCAAAUUCUCCAGCAGCUCUGGCUGGCUUGCGGCCGCACACUGACUAUAUCAUUGGCGCUGACACUGUUAUGAAUGAGUCAGAGGAUCUCUUCUCUCUGAUAGAGACCCAUGAGGGGAAGGGGCUGAAGCUCUACGUGUACAACACCGACACUGACAACUGCAGAGAGGUGGUCAUCACACCUAACAGUGCCUGGGGAGGAGAGGGAAGUCUAGGGUGUGGGAUUGGUUAUGGAUACCUCCACAGGAUUCCAACCCGGCCUUUUGAAGAGGGAAAGAAGAUCAGCUUCCCUGGAAACACUUCCAGUGAGCCCGUCAGCCCGCUAAAGGACGGAUUCACUGAGGUCCAGCUUUCGGCUGUGACCCCUCCUCCUACUGCACCUGCGGUCCCGUCCGGGCUGGAAGAGUCAUUAUCCAGCCUGUCGAUUAGCUCAGCUCCGCCCACCAUACCCAGUGAGCUGCAGACAGGUCUGCCUACAGUUCCCCUGCUUCCCACCUCCUCCAGUCCCUCCCUCACCCCCCUUUCUCCUCUGAAUCCUGCUGCCACCAACUUCAACCCUGCCACCACGCUACCAGGUCUGAUGCCCCUACCAGCCGGCCUGCCCCCUCUCCCUAACCUGCCCAACCUCAACCUGGCACUGCCAGACCUCAGUGCCGUGUCGCUACCAGGCAUCAGCAGCCUACCCCCGCCAGCAGGAACCACAGCAUUCCCGCCCUUAGCUCCACUCCCACCCCUCAAUCUGCCUGGUCUUGCCCCGUUGCCCCCUCUGCCCACUGUCCUGCCCUCCCAGCUGCCUCCUCUUCUGCCCCAGGCAGUGGCCCCUGUCCUCUCCACCUCCACCACUGCCCCCGAAGCCUCAGUCACUGUUACGGCGCCCGCUGCCCCUGAGGCCACUGCCGCCACACCUGCAGUCACCAUGGAAACCGCCUCCACAGACAUCACGGAAACACAGGACCCUACGGAAACAACGCAAACGUCAUCAUAACAUGACAAAGAAAUUCACUCGCCAUCAAACCAAAACACAUACACACACACACACACACACACACACACACACACACACACACACACACACAGUUUCUCUCUUCCUCAGUCUGUCUUUAUGUGUUUCUCUCUAUUUAUUUGGUCAAGAGGGACAGGCAGACAGCGGUGCCCGUUCAGACUUGAACGUCGGCAUGUUGCAGUCGUGGAUUGUGAAGCUUGUCUGGAGCUAUGAAGGAUGGAUGGAUAAGAGGAAUGAGGAGUGGAUGGUAGGACAGAUGUAGGUUUGUCUUACCAACAUGUCUGUGUAACCAGAUUAAGUGUCAUAUUGCAUAAAGACCAAGCAGCACUGUGGCUUGCUUAAGCUGCUGUAUGAGGAGGACGAGGUUUACUUUCUGGCUUCUUGUGUGUUUCACACUUCUGCAGUUACAAGGUGGCAAAUAACUCUCAAGACUUUUUCUCCUUUCUGAUCUGGCAAUCCUUUGCAUUUCACCUUGGGUUUCUUUUAUAUAUACUGUAUAUGUAUAACCUCCUCCCGGUUAGAUACCUGACCAAUAGAUUUUGUUUGAUUCUGCCAUGUAUUGAUUUUUUUUGUUUGAAUCACUGUAUGAUUGUUUCCACAUCAUAAAUGGAUCUGCAUUAUUUUGCACCAUAUUUGUGUUUUGAAAUUAUUAGGCAUGUCUGUCCCUUUGUAUGUCUCCAUAUAUAUUCAUAAAACUACAAGGGUGGUAACAGCCAAAGGCCAUGCCAGAAGGGACUGGAGGUUUUACGUUACAUGAGCUACUGAGCAGAAUGCAUGUUUGCUAUUGGGAGAUCAUUAGAUAUGAUAAAACAUGGGUGUUGGUUAUUAAAAAAAAAUAAUAAAGAAAGAAGAAGAAAGUACUUGGUUCUUCCUGGCAUGGCCUGGGUGAGAGGGGCCGCGAAGUUGCAGUGAUGCCGUACAGCCACAAGGUGUCAGUGUGACAUAACUAAAAAUUCAUGUACAGUGCGAGCAAUAAAGCCAAAACUAAUUUUA
This is a messenger RNA of Myripristis murdjan (pinecone soldierfish), 2480 nucleotides long. Its product is annotated as Golgi reassembly-stacking protein 2-like. The transcript is spliced from 10 exons. Bases 129 to 1469 code for a protein of 446 amino acids. Gene Ontology annotation, biological process: Golgi organization. Lineage: Eukaryota; Metazoa; Chordata; Actinopteri; Holocentriformes; Holocentridae. The record is from RefSeq and is a predicted model, not a curated record. Gene Ontology annotation, molecular function: protein binding. Gene Ontology annotation, cellular component: Golgi apparatus.